Molecule: messenger RNA, 1599 nt
Organism: Asterias rubens (European starfish)
Lineage: Eukaryota; Metazoa; Echinodermata; Asteroidea; Forcipulatida; Asteriidae
Exons: 1
Coding region: 1-1599 (532 amino acids)
Biological process (GO): proteolysis
Molecular function (GO): aspartic-type endopeptidase activity
Source: RefSeq, a predicted model, not a curated record
AUGGUGGAGGGUAACACUGUGCGUGAACAAAAAAUUCCAAAGUUGGUUAGGUUCAAUGAUGAUUGUACAGCAGUUAGACAGGGGACGGAGUCUGUAGGUGUUGAUCUUACGGUUAAUGAAGAGCAGUUACGAAAUAAGUUAACUGCACAUAGUCCCACUGCCGAUAUUGUAAUAGGGGGAGUGAAAGUCAGUUGUAUUUUAGAUACUGGCGCAGAAACCUCGUUGAUAAGCUGUGAAUUCUAUAAGGAACAUUUGGCCGACAAGGUAAACAGUUUGGGGACAGUGGGGACAUUCAUUAGGCUAGUUGGUGCUAAUGAUUUAGAGAUACCUGUAGCAGGAUAUUUAGAGACUCCAAUUGAAAUUUUUGGGUCUACAGUGACAGCCAGUUUUUUAGUGCGGUCAGAGUCGUCUCCAGAGACAUCCUCUGGGAGGAGAACGCAGUAUCCUAUACUCCUUGGAUGUAACGUUUUGCGAGCAAUUGCCUCUUUGGGUGUGGCUCCAAUUGAGUCAUGUACAGAUGAGUGGAAUGUUGCUCUACAGUGGUUUAAGUUUAAGAAUUGGCAGGAUGAGUGUUUACAUGGGUCGAGUCCACCAACACCAGGGGUUGUUGGUGAUGUUUGUUUGGUCCAAGAAGAGACCAUUCCUCCGUUUUCGGCCAGAUAUGUUAGUGUAUCAUGUAACUUAAAUGAACCCGAGCAGCAUAAUCAAUGUGUCUUGAUUCGGAAUCUAGCAAGUUCAUGUUCUGUGCAGGUAUUAGAAGGGGUACAGAAAGUUCGGAACUCAUUACUCAACAUCUUGUUGUGUAAUUUGGGGGAUUCCCCUGUUACGAUGCUAAAGUCUCAAAGUAUUGCAAGUGCUAUUACAGCCAUAGAAGUGGAAGAAGUUCACAUCCAACCACAUGACUCACAUGAUGGGUUACAAGUGUCAGUUGGUUUAGUGGGUUGUAAUGAAAGUGAGACAAUAGAUGAUGACACAAGUACAGUACCGACUUGUACGGAUACACCCAACCAAUUGCGGGAGUUAUUUGUCUUUCCUGAUGGGGUUGAGUACACACUUCCUCCUGGAAUAAGCUUAAGGGGGCUUGACCAAGAGCAUGCUAUCUUAGUAGCCGAAAUUAUCAAAAAGUACGAGUCUGCUUUUUCCAUGGGACCACUGGAUCUGGGAAAGUGCACAUUGAUUCCCCAUGAAAUUCAUUUAACCAGUGACCAACCAGUCCGUUUGCCCUAUAGAAUUCCACCGCACUGUAUGUCUGAGGUACAAAAGUUGUUGCAAGGAUUAUUGGAGAAGGGGAUAAUUCAUAGAUCGAGCAGUCCUUAUGCUAGCCCUACUGUCCUUGUACGGAAAAAAGAUGGGUCUAUUAGGCUAUGCAUCGAUUAUAGGAAACUUAAUGCACUUACACAAAAGGAUGCGUUCCCACUACCUCGAAUCGAGGAAACCUUAGAGGCAUUAGGGGGAUCACAGUUCUUUUCCUCAUUGGAUAUGGCUCAUGGCUACUUUCAGUUGGUUAUGCACCCUGACUCGGUUGACAAGACAGCAUUUCGUGUUCCUUGGGGGCUUUUCUCCUUUGAUCGAAUGCCACGGACUUUGCAACAGCCCUAG